CUAAUAAACGUAUCAGCUAAAUCAUGGAGAAGCCAUUCUCAGGCUUUUUCUUCUCUUCUUCCUUUUGAUUUUCUCGUAAAAUCUAACAUAGACGCGAGACGCGACCUCGCCUCUUGAUCCUAUCCAAUUUUUUUUUAUGCGUACUGUUUCUUACACCAUGGAAUGACGAUGACAUAAGAAAAAGUGCACGAGAAAUGCGGGAGGUACAGAAAGUGUAGGUGUAGGAGAGAAGAACGAUAUUUUCAGAUAACUCCGACGCCGACGACGAGGUCGGUUUGGAUCGGUUUCGAGGUGUUGCAUUUGAGUUUGACAGUCGGAAAAACGUCGGGGAAGAGAUGAGACGAAAGGCGGGAGUGGGCGCGAUACAGAAGCAGAAGUUGGAGCAGGAGAAAUAUCGGGACAAGGGCACGGAGAUCCAGGAAAACCAGUUCGAGCAGAUGACGAAGCACAUGGAGACGUUCCGCGUGAACCUCGAGGAGUUUGCCUCGAAGCACAAGAACGAAAUCAGAAAGAACGCGCACUUUCGACGCCAGUUCACGGAGAUGUGCGCCUCGAUAGGCGUAGACCCGCUGGCGUCCGGCAAGGGUUUCUGGUCGGUGCUGGGCAUCGGCGAGUUCUACUACGAGCUCGCCGUCCAGAUCGUCGAGGUCUGCAUGGCGACAAACUACAAGAACGGCGGCCUGAUAUCGCUGGACGAGCUAAGAACACGCCUGAUUCAGGCCAGAGGCCGCAGAAAGGAGCAUCAGGAGAUCACUAACGAGGAUUUGCUGGCAGCUGCGAAGAAGCUGAGGAUAUUCGGGAAUGGCUUCUCUGUAGUUCCCAUCGGCAGGGGAAAGCAUCUGGUGCAGUCGGUGCCUGGUGAGCUCAGCAUGGACCACACUGCUGUGCUGCGUCAGGCCAGCUUAUCCACAAACGCCUAUGUCUCCAAGUCCAUCCUGUGCAGAGAGCUGAAAUGGGAAGAGGACAGAGCACAGAAGGCUCUAGAUCACAUGAUGAAGGAGGGAUUGGCUUGGCUGGACAAGCAAGCGGAAGACGAGACCCUGUAUUGGUUUCCUAGUUUAUUUACAGCUUGCAUUGUUUCCAAAGAAUAAACUCAGUGUUUGUAUCAGUGUUAUCAAAUAGAUAGGAAAUAAUUUAAAGAAUUAACGUUGCUUCUUAAGAUUUGUAUCUCUUUGGUAAAUAGAGCCAAUAUCUUUGUAAUAUUUACAGCAUCUGAGAUACGUCGGAAUGGUCCUGUACCUAGUAUGAGGCAUUGUCACCUAAUCUCAGAUCCUUGUACAUAACUAAAAUCACAAGAGACCAAGAAAGAAAUAUAAGUAAAAAGAUACUGUUUUGAUACAACUCUAAAUUUCUCUGAGAUUUUAUAGUACAAACCUAUGUUGCAUAGUGUCUGUUCUAAGUUGAGUAAAUUGCUGUUUGCCAAGCAGGAGCGCUUUGUGUAGCUCGGCAUUCUCUCUUCGUAACGAGGUAAUUUUUCCACGUAAUUCCUUAGACUUUACUUGAAAUCGCGCAGUCAGAGAUUUUGCUUCGUCCCUCCAUCUUAAAAUCAAAUCAAUUUUGUCUUAGCCAGAUUUUAGAUAGUGAUAAAUUUAAAUAAUAAUAAUAAGUGAAAUUAGACUGACAUGUCUAUAAAUAAUUCAAAUAGAGAAAUAAGUUUUUUUAGUCGAAACAGAUCUUGAUGUUUUAAUAAUAUUUUUUGCAUGAAUAUUUUAUACACAGGAAUGUAUAUAAAAUUCGUAAGUUCUGCUUUGACUGAAAAAAGUUUUAUUUCUCUCUUAUCUAAUUGUAAGUAAAUUUCAUUACCUUCUGCUUAAUUUUUGGUGAAUUGUCACAUGCUGUGUCAUCUCUCUUAUUUUUUUAUCAAAAUGUUCUUGUUGCUUGCUUAAUUGUUCAGUUAACAGAGACUGCCAAUUAUGGUCCAUAUUUUCAAUCCUAGAUAUAGAAUAGAUUUUUACAAGCACGUCCAAAGCGAAAGAAUUAUUUAUUUUAUGUAAAUAUAAUAUUAUAUAUGUAUUAAAAUGUAUAAUAAAUUAUUUACCUUAUA
Molecule: messenger RNA, 2044 nt
Organism: Solenopsis invicta (red fire ant)
Lineage: Eukaryota; Metazoa; Arthropoda; Insecta; Hymenoptera; Formicidae
Gene: lsn
Product: vacuolar-sorting protein SNF8
Exons: 1
Coding region: 336-1091 (251 amino acids)
Biological process (GO): protein transport to vacuole involved in ubiquitin-dependent protein catabolic process via the multivesicular body sorting pathway
Cellular component (GO): ESCRT II complex
Source: RefSeq, a predicted model, not a curated record